UACAGGGCUUCCAGUGGAAGGCGAGUCACUGGUGACACUUUAACCAGUCUGCCGAACUGAUCCCCAGCCCAGCUGGGCCUCAUGCCUCUGACAACCCAACCGUGUGGAGCAGACCCACAGAGGGGAAGCCCCAGAGAGCUGUGCAGUGGCAUGGAAGGACCAGCGGGGUAUCUGCGGCGGGCCAGUGUGGCUCAACUGACCCAGGAGCUGGGCACUGCCUUCUUCCAGCAGCAGCAGCUGCCAGCUGCUAUGGCAGACACCUUCCUGGAACACCUCUGCCUGCUGGACAUUGACUCCGAACCCAUGGCCACACGAAGUACCAGCAUCAUUGCCACCAUCGAGCUGCCUCCCCAAGGGGACGGAUGUCGGCUGGAGAGGGAAACGGAGUUUGUGACCUGUGAUCAGGGGUUGCAUCAGGCAGGGCCGGCAUCUCGCUCCGUGGAGCGCCUCAAGGAGAUGAUCAAGGCCGGGAUGAACAUUGCGCGCCUCAACUUCUCCCACGGCUCCCACGAGUACCACGCCGAGUCCAUCGCCAACAUCCGGGAGGCCGUGGAGAGCUUUGCAGCUUCCCCGCUCACCUACCGGCCCGUGGCCAUCGCCCUGGAUACCAAGGGACCAGAGAUUCGCACUGGGAUCCCGCAGGGGGAUCCGGAGUCGGAGGUGGAGCUGGUGAAGGGCUCCCAGGUGCUGGUGACGGUGGACCCCGCGUUCCGGACCCGGGGGAACGCGAACACGGUGUGGGUGGACUACCCCAAUAUUGUCCGGGUCGUGCCCGUGGGGGGCCGCAUCUAUCUUGACGACGGGCUCAUCUCCCUAGUGGUCCAGAAAAUCGGCCCAGAGGGGCUGGUGACCCAAGUGGAGAACGGCGGCGUCCUGGGCAGCCGGAAGGGCGUGAACUUGCCCGGGGCCCAGGUGGACUUGCCCGGGCUGUCGGAGCAGGACUUCCGAGACCUGCGCUUCGGGGUGGAGCAUGGCGUGGACAUUGUCUUUGCCUCCUUUGUGCGGAAAGCCAGCGACGUGGCUGCCGUCAGAGCUGCUCUGGGGCCGGAAGGACAGGGCAUCAAGAUCGUCAGCAAAAUUGAGAACCACGAAGGCGUGAAGCGGUUUGAUGAAAUCCUGGAGGUGAGCGACGGCAUCAUGGUGGCACGGGGGGACCUGGGCAUCGAGAUCCCAGCAGAGAAGGUUUUCCUCGCUCAGAAGAUGAUGAUUGGGCGCUGCAACCUGGCGGGCAAGCCUGUUGUCUGUGCCACGCAGAUGCUGGAGAGCAUGAUCGACAAGCCCCGACCAACGAGGGCAGAAACAAGCGAUGUGGCCAACGCUGUACUGGAUGGGGCUGACUGUAUUAUGCUGUCAGGGGAGACCGCCAAGGGCAACUUCCCUGUGGAAGCCGUGAAAAUGCAGCAUGCGAUUGCCCGGGAGGCAGAGGCUGCAGUGUACCACCGGCAGCUGUUUGAGGAGCUACGUCGGGCAGCGCCACUGAGCCGUGAUCCCACUGAGGUCACAGCCAUUGGCGCCGUGGAGGCUGCCUUCAAGUGCUGCGCUGCUGCCAUCAUCGUGUUGACCACAACUGGCCGCUCAGCCCAGCUUCUGUCUCAAUACCGACCUCGGGCAGCAGUCAUUGCUGUCACCCGCUCUGCCCAGGCUGCCCGCCAGGUCCACUUAUGCCGAGGAGUCUUCCCCUUGCUUUACCGUGAACCCCCAGAAGCCAUCUGGGCAGAUGACGUAGAUCGCCGGGUGCAAUUUGGCAUUGAAAGUGGAAAACUCCGUGGCUUCCUCCGUGUUGGGGACCUGGUGAUUGUGGUGACAGGCUGGCGACCUGGCUCCGGCUACACCAACAUCAUGCGGGUGCUGAGCAUAUCCUGAGAUGCCCCUCCCUCCUCUGCCCCAGCCUACCGCUGUACCCCAUCCCUUCCUCCCCAGUCUACGUCCUCCAGCCCACACCCCUCCAAAGUCCCACCUCUAAGUCCUCUCUUCUCUAUUCCUGGCUCUCCCUACCUUGGGCCUAUCUGAGACCAUAUCUGCCAUCUAUUCCCAUUCCAAGCUGCCCCUUCCCCGUCUCCAUUUCACACAGGUCCUGAAAGUCUGUGUCCAAUUAUGCACUGGCCACCCGAUAGCACCAACUGUACAUUCCCUGCAUCCGAUCCACUCAGCAGGCCGCAAGAUACCUUGAGCCUUUAAUCCCA
Messenger RNA from Callithrix jacchus (white-tufted-ear marmoset), 2183 nucleotides. Lineage: Eukaryota; Metazoa; Chordata; Mammalia; Primates; Cebidae. The record is from RefSeq and is a predicted model, not a curated record.